AUGAUAGAUUUAGAUGAUGGUGGUCGAAUAAAAAAUGUGUUUUGGGCAAAUUCUAGAAGCAGAGCAUUAUAUCAAGAAUUUGGUGAUGUUGUUACAUUUGACACUACAUACUUAACAAAUAAAUAUGAUUUGCCAUUUGCACCUUUCGUAGGAGUAAAUCAUCAUGGACACUCAAUCUUUUUGGGUUGUAGGUUGUUAUCAAAUGAGGAUACUAGUACAUUUAUUUUGUUGUUCAAAAUAUGGCUUGUUUGUAUGAAUGAAUGUGCACCUGCUGCUAUAAUCACAGACCAAGCUACAACAAUGAAAAAAGCUAUAGAAGUUGUAUUUCCCAAAUCUCGACAUCGAUGGUGUUUAUGGCUCAUGUUGAAAAAGGUACCUGAAAAGUUAAGGGGAUACAAUGCAUAUGAACAAAAAAAGAAUGUCUUGAAAAAUGUGAUUUAUGAUUCUUUAACAAUAGAAGAUUUUGAAGAAAAAUGGGGACAGUUUCUCAAAGAGUUCAAUCUUUCAGAAAAUGUGUGGUUGAUUAGUUUAUUUAAGGAGAGACAUUGUUGGGUUCUAGCAUUUGUAAACGACAUUUUUUGGGCUAGUAUGUCAACUACUCAGUGUAGUGAAAGUAUGAAUUCAUUUUUUGAUGAUUAUGUACAUUCGAAGACAUCAUUGAAGCAAUUUGUUGAACAAUAUGAUCUUGCUUUAAGAAACAAGGUUGAGAAAGAAAACCCUGCAGAUUUUCAAUCUUUUAGUACAUGGAUCCCUUGUGUAACACAUUUUGAGACAGAGAAACAAUUCCAAGUGAUUUAUACUCAUUCCAAGUUUAACGAAUUGCAACAAGAGCUAACUGGAAAGUUGUAUUGCAAUGUUUCUUGUAAUGGUGAGAAUGAUGGAGUUUUUGAUGUAAUUGAGACUUUAUUUGUUGGAGAUAAGCAAAAGGAAGUGAGUUUUAAAGUUCAGUUCAAUAAAGAGAAAUGUGAGGGGAAAGAAUGUGAUAAUCAAGAAAGUAAUGCAAUUCAUAGUCCUGUGGUUGUACGAAGAAAUGAGCGACCACCAGAAAAGCGUAAAGCACCAAGGAUUAAGAAACUUGUUUCUAUGAAGAGAAAAUGGCAAGAUAAGAACUCAAAGAAAUAG
Molecule: messenger RNA, 1122 nt
Organism: Humulus lupulus (European hop)
Lineage: Eukaryota; Viridiplantae; Streptophyta; Magnoliopsida; Rosales; Cannabaceae
Product: protein FAR-RED IMPAIRED RESPONSE 1-like
Exons: 2
Coding region: 1-1122 (373 amino acids)
Biological process (GO): regulation of DNA-templated transcription
Source: RefSeq, a predicted model, not a curated record